UUCUCUUUUUUUCCCCAUCGACCUCGCGUGCAUUUCGAUGAGAAGAAAGAGAGCAACUUCACGAGACCGUCGGUCUUUACGCCACUGAAUGAGGGACGAUCAGCCGUGGUGCAGGUGCCAGAAAGAGUACGCUAGCGAAUGAUUGUUGGACAAGGACGAGCGUAGCGGUCGCGGGAGUGGGCAGGAAACGGUUCGGUUCGGACUAUGUAAGACGACGAGGCGGCGGCCGAGGGGUCCGAUCGAGUCGAGUUUCCAUCGAGACCGGAGUGUCCGAUCAGCCGUCGCGACGCGUGGAGCUUUACGCCGUUUGCAAUCUGUCCGCCUCGUCCAAGAUCGUAGGAUACGACUAAUCAGCGGAAAACCCGAUCAGGUUCAAUCCCAAGUUUUGUUCCGACUAGGUCACCGCGAACGUCUCGAUUAUCCACGCGAGAGAGUCUUCGUGAAUUGGAGAACGGAACGUCCUCGAUAAAAAGUGCAGGAUUGAGAUGAAUCCCGUCGCCGACAGGAACGCGCGAUUGAGAGAAGUAGUGAAGUGGUGACGAGGUAAAUUCUACCGCGACGUCGGUGUCUUGAGCGGAUUUCACUCCCGAUAUUUUACUCGCGUGUGUUUGACGUGAUCGCUUCGGUGAUCGAUCUUACCGGCGUAAAAUCCUUGAAAAAGAAGAGGAGAAAAAAUAGAGAUCGAAGUUCCUUUCCUCAUCAUAUCAUCAUCACAUACGAAAUGGAGGACACGACGUCCGGACAAGAUUCGUCCAAUAUCCUUCUGAUGUCAAAGAUCGGCGCGAUGGUCGGUCUUGGCUUUGGUUCUCUUGCACUGGGAACGCUGCCGUUGAUGGUGGGACGUUACAGAGCCAAGAGGCAACUUCGUCAGAAACGUCACCAGAAACGCCAGGCGAUGUCUUCCAAUUCUAGCACCUCCACGUCCACUUCAGCAUCCGACGCUUCCUCGCCGAACAUUAAUUCGACCUCCGCGGCCAAUAAGCAAGGUCUCUUGACGUCGCUCUUGCUCUGCUUCGGCGGCGGCGUGCUCCUGUUUACGACGUUCAUACAUCUGGCACCGGAAGUUCGCGCUAGCGUAGAGACACAUCAGUCGAAUAAACAACUGCCCGAUUUGGGUUCCCUCGGUCUGGCUGAGCUGCUCUUCUGCGGUGGUUUCUUCCUCGUUUAUCUGGUCGAGGAAGCCGUGCAUGCCGCCCUUACCGGCAAACCCGAAUCUUCGGAAGCAUUACUCUACCGAACAGUGUCGGUGCGCAGAUGCAACAACAAUCAAACGGGUCCGUCAGGUUCGUCGGUGACAUCGAAUGGCUCGAUCACUACCGUGUCCACGACGACCAAGUCCACCGCGUGGAAAGACACCAACGAUGCCGAGGACAACAAAGAUCCGGCAAACCGGCUGAAACUCCAACUCGAUGAUUCUCGCGAUCAAACAGGCAAGAACGAUAAAGUGCUGCCGCCUAUUUUCGUCCUGCCUGUCGCGUUAUCGAACGAAGAACAUAAAGUUGUUCGGAGGCAUUCUGAUCUAGAAUUAGCAAUUCCAGAAUUAAACUACUCGAUCAAUCAUCAUCAUUCCCAUGACCAUCAUCAUCAGCACGGCCCGGUGCAAAACACUUCAAUACAAGGACUAUUGACUGUGCUCGCGUUGUCCUUUCACGCAAUAUUCGAGGGUCUAGCGGUGGGUCUGGAACCAUCUAUCAGUUCGGUCGCAUAUCUGGCAGCCGCUAUCGCGACCCAUAAAUUGGUGAUCGCCUUCUGCGUCGGAAUGGAGCUCUACGUGGCCGGCGCAUCGACCAAGACCACCCUCGGCUACCUGUUAAUCUUUUCCAUGGUUACGCCGAUCGGGAUCGCCGUGGGACUCGUCCUCGCUCAUUUCAAGAACGACAGCGAGAAUUUAGGACCCACACCCACCAUACUUCAAGGCAUGGCGGCUGGUACCCUACUUUACGUGGUAUUCUUCGAGGUCCUAGCGCGGGAGAGAGCAAACGAGAAGAGCGGCUUGCUGCAGCUAGUCGCAAUCAUUAUUGGCUUUACGCUGAUGCUGGGUCUACAGAUCGCCACUGCCCAUUCCCACUCACAUGAUGACAGUGGACACGGACAUUCGCACGGUGGCCAUGGACACUCGCAUGAUUGCUAUGGAUCAUCCAACCAUACGGAGAUAGAAGAGCAACAUGAUCAUGAUCACAAUCACAAUCACGACGUAGUCACAGGAGUGAUCGACAAAGUGACAGACAACAUCGCCGAGGUUCUCACCAAUGCCCUCACGUCCUCGACGACGCCGUCGACGACGGUACAGAGGAAUAAUAUAAACGAGACCAGUCCAUUAAAUCCUCAACGUAGUUAGGGGACCGAUCUUUGGGUUCCCGUAAGUUCCACGCUCCACGACUGAAUUCUCUUCAGCAAGAGAUUUCAGCGCAACCAAGAUCUCUCGGGAAACUCAAAGAUCUCGAGAUGGCAACAAUGCCUUUACUCAGGGGACUCUUUUCGCAUUUUUUUUAUCAUUUAGCAAAGAAAAUGAAAUAUUGAAACGAGAAGAAGAUUAGCGUUUUAACCUGAUGUCUUAAUGUAUGACUCUACACAUCGAUCGGAUGGACCGGUAGAUGGAUGUUUCUGAUGGACAUGGUGCAAAUAGCGGGAAACUCGCUAUGUUCGAUAAGACGAUGUCUUUCAUUGCUGCUUUGACUGGGAACGGCGCGACGGAAUAAACUUUCAGGAUUUCCAAUAUUUCCGCUGACUUAUCGUGACAAACAUUCUGAAGAAUUUCUCGUUCAAAGUAGCGAUCGGAAAAAAAAAACGUUCGCGUGUCGAUAUAUCAUAUCCGAGUUUAUUUUUUUAGAUUACGUAAUAGAGAAUAAGUUAAUCCGUAGUGCAUGAUUAUUUAAGUGUCUUCAAGAACUAGAUACUCCAAAGUGUGUGUAUCUAAAAUAUUUAUUGAUAAUAUAUGAAGGCAUUCUCCAGAGUUUAAAUAAUUCUUGAUAGCAAUAAAAAAAGGACGCUGAGCUUUUUGUUAUUGCGAGAGCCGGUCCAUCAAUUUCCUAAUUAUUCAACGAAUCCAAACAGGCCAUGCGCAUUUAUAGUAAGAAUUUUUAAUAAAUUAC
Mycetomoellerius zeteki is the source of this 3092-nucleotide messenger RNA. Its product is annotated as zinc transporter ZIP1. The transcript is spliced from 3 exons. NCBI's taxonomy places the organism in Eukaryota, Metazoa, Arthropoda, Insecta, Hymenoptera, Formicidae. Gene Ontology annotation, biological process: zinc ion transmembrane transport. Gene Ontology annotation, cellular component: plasma membrane. The record is from RefSeq and is a predicted model, not a curated record. Gene Ontology annotation, molecular function: zinc ion transmembrane transporter activity. The coding region runs from base 722 to 2338 and encodes 538 amino acids.